AUGUGGCUUUGGCACAGUUCCAUAACCAUCACUACCAUGCUGGCUAGCAUUAUGUCCGAUUCAUUGGCAGCAGCCACAACAAUAGCAACUGCCCCUGCAACCGAAAUGCAACAUAAGCAGCUAUACGAGUAUAUAGACGUAACCUCGAGCUUAAGCUAUUAUGCCAAUGAGACGAGUGGGCUAGAUAACAGCACCUUCAGGCCCAACAACAAUCGCAAUGGCUACCUGCCGAACACCACAGGCAGUAUUGCGCUUCAUCCCACAGACGAACUGUUGUACACCACUGAUUUACCCACUUACCAACACUGCAUUGCCACACGCAACUCGUUCGCCGAUCUCUUCACAGUCGUCCUCUAUGGGAUUGUGUGUAUUGUGGGCCUCUUUGGCAAUACGCUGGUUAUUUAUGUUGUGCUGCGAUUUUCCAAAAUGCAAACAGUCACAAAUAUUUACAUACUCAACCUGGCCAUAGCCGAUGAAUGUUUUCUCAUCGGCAUACCCUUUCUGCUCUACACCAUGCGUAUUUGUAGCUGGCGCUUUGGCGAGUUCAUGUGCAAGGCCUAUAUGGUUAGCACAUCGAUAACCUCAUUUACCUCAUCAAUUUUCCUAUUAAUCAUGUCCGCAGAUCGUUAUAUAGCUGUCUGUCAUCCCAUUGCUUCGCCACGUUAUCGCACACUGCAGAUUGCAAAGCUCGUUUCAGCCGUGGCUUGGUCCACAUCAGCAGUUCUCAUGCUGCCCGUCAUCCUUUAUGCCAGCACCGUGGAGCAGGAAGAUGGCAUUAACUAUUCCUGCAACAUUAUGUGGCCGGAUGCGUAUAAGAAGCACUCGGGCACCACCUUCAUACUGUACACCUUUUUCCUUGGCUUUGCCACACCCCUCUGCUUCAUUUUGUGCUUCUACUACCUCGUCAUACGUAAGUUGCAAUCGGUGGGGCCCAAGCACACAACCAAAUCGAAGGAGAAGCGCCGUGCACAUCGCAAAGUAACACGUCUAGUACUCACAGUCAUCACAGUCUAUAUAUGUUGUUGGCUGCCCCACUGGAUGUCACAGCUGGCACUUAUUCACUCCAAUCCAGCGCAACGCGAUCUGUCACGAAUCGAGAUACUCAUAUUCCUCCUACUGGGUUGUCUAGUCUAUUCCAAUUCGGCUGUCAAUCCCAUACUUUAUGCCUUCCUGAGUGAAAACUUUCGUAAGAGCUUCUUUAAAGCCUUCACCUGCAUGAACCAGCAGGAUAUUAAUGCACAACUACAGCUCGAACCGAGCGUUUUUACGAAACAGGGCAGCCGACGCAGGGGCGGUUCAAGACGUUUCCUAGCGCCCAAUCCACAGCCACCACUACAGGCACUUAAUGCAGGCAACAACAAUUCUUCUACCACAACAUCCUCGACCACAACGGCCGAAAAGACGGGCUCUACCGGCGCCCAAAAGUCUUGUAGCUCGAAUGGAAAAUUAGCGGUACCGGCUACUUCCGAGAACUUGAUUAUUUGUCUAACCGAACAGCAGGAGACUUUCUGUACGACUGCACGACGGGGAUCUGGCGCCAUGGAACAAACGGAUUUGUAAUGAAAUACAAGCGGGUACAUAAGGCAUUUUAGUCGAUCAUAAUGGUUGGCAUUUAAAUAAGUAUAGAGUAACAUUUUCUAUAGAAUAGAACAUCUCUUGUGCAUUUUCUUUAAAAAGGUAGUCUAAGCAAUCUAUUCAAUGUUAAGUUAAUAUGUACUUCCAAUGGUUUGAAUUGUCACUUCUCACAAAAUUGAAUUUAAACUUCUUUCGAACUAUUGUAAGCCUCCAAGGUAACGACACCACUAAUUAAGG
Scaptodrosophila lebanonensis is the source of this 1812-nucleotide messenger RNA. It is a transcript of the gene AstC-R1, whose product is annotated as somatostatin receptor type 5. NCBI's taxonomy places the organism in Eukaryota, Metazoa, Arthropoda, Insecta, Diptera, Drosophilidae. The coding region runs from base 1 to 1560 and encodes 519 amino acids. Gene Ontology annotation, biological process: G protein-coupled receptor signaling pathway. The transcript has a single exon. The record is from RefSeq and is a predicted model, not a curated record. Gene Ontology annotation, cellular component: neuron projection; membrane. Gene Ontology annotation, molecular function: peptide binding; somatostatin receptor activity.